CAUGACAUGACGAUCAACUACUAGUGUUUUUUUUAUAUCAAGAAAAACAUGGGCCUGUUGGGCCCAUGACUGACAAAACACUGAAUAAAUGGACAAGUCAAAAGAGAGAGAGAGAAAGUGGAGACCUCCUCGGACGAAUCGCAAGACUGGUCUUGUGUCCCCCUUUUGAGUUUCCCGGGAAACUUCCUCCUCUUCCUUUUAUCUCGUUAAUCUCUCUACUUGCUUCUGCUCUCACGCAUAGGCAUAUUUGCAUAUUCUUCACCAACCUGUCCUUAAAAAAGUUUCAUCCUUUUUAACUUAAUAAACAUCUUAAAAAGUUGUUGCCUUUUUCUUUUCUUUUCCUACUCUUCCCACUUCUUCUUCAGAUGUAAGCAAUGUUGUUCCGAUUUCUCCUCAUCUGAUUCAUAAUUUUCGUUGCUUAAUCUUUUUGUAAAGUUCUGUGCUUUCUCUCUCUUGAAAGAGGUAUCAAAUUCAGUGAAUUAAGGUUUUUGAAUUCAAAAUAAAAAGUUUCUCUCUUUCUUUCUUUUUGUUUGUUUGGAUGAUGGACUCCAAAAAUUACUCUAGGGUGGUCAACGGUUUCGAGUAUUACGAUGUGAGUUUCUUACCAAAUCAGAUUCCUGGUUCUGGUUUCGGUGUUCCUUCUUCCAGUGAUUUCGAUCUCCGUAUUGAUCAAUACCACCAACCUUCGAAUUGGGUUCCAGCAUCACUAGAUCAAUACUCUCCUCCAGCUGAUGAGAUUGAUUCUGAAAACACCCUUUUGAAAUAUGUAAACCAGCUUCUUAUGGAAGAGACUCUCGCGGAGAAGCAAUCUAUGUCCUACGAUUCCUUGGCUCUGCGACAGACCGAAGAGAUGUUGCAGCAAGUGAUCAACGACUCGCACACUCAGUCUCAUCUUCCUGAUUCCAUUACUAGUAGUAGUAGUAAUAGUAGUGGUGAUUAUUGGAACAGUAGUAACAGCAAUUCUAGUGUCAGCAUCGAAACAGCAGCUAACUCUACAGAGGCUGAAGUGUUGUAUGAUAACCAUCUUGGUGAUUCAGGUGUUGUGUCGUUUUCAGGGUCAACCAUGUUGCAAGCCGGGAAGCCAGCGAACGAGGUUCUUGUCAGGAGUAUGUUUAGCGAUGCAGAUUCAGUUAUGCAGUUUCAGAGAGGGCUAGAGGAAGCAAGCAAGUUUCUUCCUAAUACUGAUAAGUGGAUCUUUAAUCUUGAGCCUGAGAAAGGAAGAGUUGUUCAGGUGAAAAAAGAGAGAGAUUGGUCCGGCAUCUCUAAAACUAGGAAGAGUCAUCACGCGCGGGAAGAAGAAGAUGAUGAUCUAGAGGAAACUAGGAGCAGCAAGCAAUAUGCAGUGGAUGUGGAAGACGGGAAGUUAACAGAAAUGUUUGAUAAGGUUUUGCUUUUUGAUGGCGAAUGCGAUCCGCAGAUUAAAGAAGAUGGCGAGAAUGGUUCAAGCAAGGUUCAGGCUAAGAAAGGAGGCGGCCGGGUUAAAAAGAAGAGUCAAGCGGUUGAUUUCCGCACACUUCUAACACUUUGCGCACAGUCAGUUUCUGCAGGGGAUAAGAUUACAGCUGAUGAUUUACUGAGGCAGAUAAGGAAGCAAAGUUCACCUCUUGGUGAUGCAUCUCAGAGAGUAGCUCAUUUCUUCGCUAAUGCGCUUGAGGCCCGUCUUCAAGGAAGCUCAGGAACUAUGAUCCAGAGUUAUUACGAUUCCAUUACCUCUAAGAAACGAACAGCUGCACAGAUUCUUAAAUCCUACGAGGUAUUCUUGUCUGCAUCUCCGUUUAUGACUUUGAUAUAUUUCUUCUCCAACAAGAUGAUUCUUGAUGCUGCCAAGGGUGCUUCGGUUCUUCAUAUAAUCGAUUUCGGGAUCCUUUACGGUUUCCAGUGGCCAAUGUUUAUACAGCACUUAGGAAAGAGCAAAAUUGGGCUACGGAAACUACGGAUUACUGGCAUUGAGCUGCCGCAGCACGGGUUUCGACCAACCGAAAGGAUACAGGAUACGGGUCGAAGACUCACGGAGUAUUGUAAACGGUUUGGUAUUCCGUUUGAAUACAAUGCUAUUGCAUCUAAGAACUGGGAAACAAUCCGGAUAGAGGAGUUCAAGAUCCGACCAAACGAAGUUCUUGCGGUUAAUACAGUUCUCCGGUUCAAGAACCUCCGGGAUGUGACUCCAGGCGAAGAGGAUUGUCCGAGGGACGGAUUCCUAAAACUAAUCAGAGACAUGAACCCAAACGUUUUCCUCAGCUCAACGAUUAACGGAUCUUUCAACGCUCCAUUCUUCACCACACGGUUCAAAGAAGCUCUGUUUCACUACUCGGCGUUGUUUGACUUGUUUGGCGCGGCUCUGUCGCGAGAAAACCCGGAGAGGAUACACUUCGAAGGGGAAUUUUAUGGGAGAGAAGUGAUGAACGUGAUAGCUUGUGAAGGUGUAGAUAGAGUCGAGAGACCAGAGACUUACAAGCAAUGGCAAGUAAGGAUGGUAAGGGCUGGAUUUAAGCAAAAGCCUGUGGAGGCAGAGCUUGUGGAGUCAUUUAGGAAGAAAAUGAAGAAAUGGGGUUAUCAUAAAGAUUUUGUCCUUGAUGAAGAUAGUAAUUGGUUCUUACAAGGUUGGAAAGGUCGCAUCCUAUUCUCUUCUUCCUGUUGGGUCCCUUCUUAGCUUUUCUGUUCGUUCAUUAAAGAUUGUCUUGUAAUCCCAAGUUCUGUUUUAUUUUUUCUUCUGGAGGCAGAGCUUGUGGACUUUUGUUUUGUGUACUUGAUUUUCUUUACUUUUGCUGUAUACAAUGACAUUUAUACUGUGAUGAAAGUAAAACACUUUACAGAGUAAUUAUUUUCAUAUUGGAACC
This is a messenger RNA of Capsella rubella, 2837 nucleotides long. Its product is annotated as scarecrow-like protein 31. Gene Ontology annotation, molecular function: sequence-specific DNA binding; DNA-binding transcription factor activity. The coding region runs from base 539 to 2650 and encodes 703 amino acids. Gene Ontology annotation, biological process: regulation of DNA-templated transcription. Gene Ontology annotation, cellular component: nucleus. NCBI's taxonomy places the organism in Eukaryota, Viridiplantae, Streptophyta, Magnoliopsida, Brassicales, Brassicaceae. The transcript has a single exon. The record is from RefSeq and is a predicted model, not a curated record.